AUGAUUUGUUAAGGGACCACGUUUUGUGUUGGCUGCCCAGGAGGGCACGUGCGGGGGGAUCGGACUGCCAGCAGAGGUGACAAUGCGAACGCUCCUCUCUUUCAUCCCCAGAAGUUGGGCCAAUAAGAUCUUGCCUCACCCCCACUGACUCUCUCCUACGCUGGGGCCAGCAAGGCUGCAGCUCUCGCUAGUUCUAUUUCCUCUCCUGCUGUUUGCUUCUCCCGUUCUGCGUCCCAUCUAAAAUCACAGGGAAGGGUCGUCGGCGUAGGGGCCACGCUGUCAAGUGCCCACAGGAAUGUGGCAGAUGCAGCAGCCGUCGUUCCCCGGGCUUUGAUGAAACUACUCGCCAUUUCAAGAUGUCAGCGUCAUGGUGAUUUUGGGAUUUGGCUUCCUCCUGGCCUUCUUGAAACGAUACGGAUUUAGCAGCACUGGAUUCAACCUGCUAAUUGCCACCCUUGGAAUUCAGUGGGCUUUGCUCAUGGAAGGAUUUCUGUUUAGUUCCCCAUCAGGAAAAGUGAAAAUCAGCCUGCCCAGCGUAGCAAAGGCCACUAUCAGUGUCACUGCCGUAUUAAUCUCAGCUGGAGCGCUCCUGGGCAAGGCUAACCCGAUUCAGUUGAUCUGGAUGGCAAUGGUGGAGGUAGCAGCUUUCAGUGCAAGCAGGUGGAUCAAUGUACAAUUCCUGAAGGUCGAGGAGCACACAAGCUUAAUGCACGUCCACAUCUUUGGAACCUACUUCGGCUUGGCAGCCUCCUGGUGGCUGUACCAUUCUUCCCUGAGCAAAGGGGUGGACAAGAAGAAGGCGAAUCCGCUGUCUGAGUUGUUUUCAAUGUUGGGCACCCUCUUUCUGUGGAUGUUCUGGCCCAGCUUCAACUCUGUGCUGAUCGUGGAUGUGACGGAAAAGAGAAACGCCAUCUCGAACACUUACUACGCCAUGGGGGUUAGCGCCGUGGCUGCUUUUGCACUGUCAGCCCUGAGCAGCAGGGACGGAAAAAUCCAGAUGAUCCAUAUCCACCAGGCAACACUAGCAGGAGGGGUUGCUCUUGGUUUCUCUGCUCCCUUUAUUCCAUAUCCUUGGAUUGCCAUGAUUUUGGGUCUGCUUGCCAGCAACAUCGCGGUACUGGGAUCUCGCUGCUUAGAGAUAUAUUUGAACCCAGUGCUCAAGAUUCAUGACACCUGUGGCAUCCAUUACACCUUUGGGUUGCCUGGAUUGCUUGGAGCAAUAGCCAACGUCAUCCUCUUCAUCAUAAUCAAAUGGGCCAGUUUAUCAAGCCUGGGUUAUCCAGUCUUGAUUGAAGUUGGCUCUUUCAUGCUGACCACUGCAAUAGGUUUGGGAGCAGGAUUCAUUACAGGUUUCUUCUUAACUUUCAAACUAUGGAAGACACUUCCUGCAUCAAAGUAUUUUGAUGAUCAAGCUUACUGGGAGUUUCCUCAUUUGGCUCAUGGAUUUUGAACAGAGGGAACCAAAUUACAGAAGAUUACAUCAAAAUGAAGAAAACUCUUUUUAUUCUCUGACAGGAAAAUAACUGGCAUGAAAGGGGAGGGGGAGGAAAAAAAAGGUUAAAUAUCACUCCUGAAUUUCAAAAUGAAGAAACAUUGCAUUAGGCUAUUUUCAACUCCUAUUAAAUUAUACAAUAUGUAAAAUUACUGGUAAAAUAGUUAAUUCCGCUUUUCUGCUUUCAUAGAUAGCCUUGCCUUCAAUGUUUUCUUUAGUAAAUGGAUCCAUCCAGCUUGGAUAACUUACCACUUUAAGCUGCUUUCAGAUUUUAAUGAAGGAAGAUAUUUGCAAUUCCUCUUUCGAAUGUCCAGAAUAAUCAUGCACAUGAAGGUUUUGAUUCUGUAAGUGCUAAGCAUGAUAGUCCUGAUCCAACAAAGCACGUCAGCAGGUGCAUAUUUUCAAGCACAUACAGUCCCACCGAGGUUCACUUCAAGGAGAGGUGUAAGUGCUUGUUCUAGAUUGGGGCCAGAGGGCCCUGCAUCUUGCAAGGGCCCAUCCUUAAAAUAACUCGUUAAAGGAAAGCUGUAGCUGCUUUGGCAUAGGCCAGUAGUUCUGAGAGUUCAAAUGGUAAGAAGCGAAAAUGUGACAUGUAAUUGAAAUGAAAAGGCUUGAGGUGUAAGCAGAACUCCUGAAAUCAAUGGCUUACAUGUUACUUGUACAAGACUUGCUCGAGCGAACAGAGUACAGGCAGUCCCCGGGUUACGUACAAGAUAGGGACUGUAGGUUUGUUCUUAAGUUGAAU
Molecule: messenger RNA, 2237 nt
Organism: Pelodiscus sinensis (Chinese soft-shelled turtle)
Lineage: Eukaryota; Metazoa; Chordata; Testudines; Trionychidae
Gene: RHCE
Product: Rh blood group CcEe antigens
Biological process (GO): ammonium homeostasis; ammonium transmembrane transport
Cellular component (GO): plasma membrane
Molecular function (GO): ammonium channel activity
Source: RefSeq, a predicted model, not a curated record